GUGCCGAUGACAAAAGAAUCGAGCCUUGCCUUUGUCCUUUUCACAUACGUUCGCUCAUAAAUUCUUUUUUGUUUGGGGCCGCCCUGAGCGAUUUGAACGCUGCAUUCGCCAUCGUUUCCUCCCUUUCCCACUCAACCCAUCCUGACCAUUGGGUGACCUUGGAGCACGCGAUCGAGAAGCAGAAGAAAGAGGAGAGAGAGUGUGUGUGUGCGUGCGAGAGAGAAAGAGACAGACCGUGUCUAUGUGCGUGGGAGACCAAAGCCGCGACAGAGACAGCCACACAUGCAAACGCAUCGAAAACACGAACAAACCGCCUCGCAGACCCAAAGACACAAUUACAGACAGGCUGGGCCACAGUCGUCGUUAAGGAGCGGUGCUAUAGCCUCCACGCCUCGCCCGCUUCCCCGUGCCUCUGGCCAAUUGUGUUUGCAAGCUGGCGUCUAAAAUCCCGUUGCGCUGCCUCGCUCACUAUAACUCUAACGAUCCUGCGAGCGACGAUCUGGACCUCGACCUAGCUUCGGCCAAUAGGAAGCACCGAGCUGGACAAGACGAACAUGCACCAGGUCAUAUGAAGCUUCUAUAAGGACAGGAUCUUGUUCGUCGUGCUAGACUGGGAAGGACUUUUUUGGAACGUCCAUCUAAUCGUCUGUAUCUUGACCCGCUUCGUGUGCGUGUCGGCGUGCGCGAGGGGCACGACCUGGGGACAUUCUUCCACUUUGUUCUCUCCGACCAUCCAUUCAUAUCGCUGCGCUCCCGCGAGCGUAUCCUCGCCAUCGCAAUAUUUGCCAUUCGUCUGCUGAAUUGACGAAGGAAGCAAGUGGGAAGUCUGCUCGACCCCAUCUUUAUCUUGACUGCCCCGUCUGCUUUAUUUUUUUUUUUUCUCUGGACGUUCCUCGAAUGAAAGCAUAAUGGCGGGAACUCCGCCCUCCGGCGCUGAGACCGCGGUUACCAAAGUAGCAAAGGACCGCAAUUGCCCAUUCUGUCACCAGGCGUUCACCUCGUCCAGUCUGGGUCGCCAUCUGGACUUGUACAUCAAAAGCAAGAAUCCGAAGCCGCCGGAUGGCAUUCAUGAUGUCGAAGAGAUUCGCAAGAUGCGCGGCAAUAUCACCCGUCGGCAAUCUCGCGUUGCAAGCGGCGUCAAGAGAGACACAUCGUCCACGCCCGCAGAGUCCGCGUCCGCGCGGUACUCCUUGUACGGUGUCGCCGACGACAGAGCGACAGGUGGGCCAGCGGCCCCGAAUGCGCUGGGGAAGCCCCGAUGGAUGAUCAACAAGCUGAGCUGGGAAGCCACCGGCGUUAUCAACGAUCUACCUCCGCGCAUUGAGCCUAAACCGUCCGCUGACAGGCGAGACUCGAGGAGGGAGCAAUUGAAGGCCGAGCUGGACCAGAGGCAGAAGCUUACGGAGGAGCUGGACACCGGCAAGGCUGCACAGCUAGCCCUCAAGGAGAUUUUGGACACGAUCCGCAACGCCGAAGCCUCUGCCACGGGCCGCCAUCUCUUUGACGACUUCGACUUUUUCCAACAGAGCUUCCCGAGCCUGUGUCUUCGUCUGCUCUCCCCCACGCCCCCCCUCGAUUCCUCCCUCUCUAUUAGCACGAGCGAUUCAUGGUCCUCCAGCAUACCUUGGGAUCAGCAGCGGGAUGCACUUUCAAGAAUAGUCGAAGAGCGGGGUCAGAUUCUGAGACGACGUUCGAGCCUGUCAUCGUCUGCGUCCGAUGAAGCGUCCCAGAGCAAUCUCAAUUUGGACAAGUUGCACAGGCACAUCAACCACGAGUUCCAGCUGUGGAAGAGUCUGCCUGAACAUAAGCGGACAGAAAUAUGGCACCGAGAAAUUAUACGAAGCUAUGUGCGGAUUGAGAAUGAUCUGAAAGAGGCGCGCAACACCAUCAAGACGCUGAUGCGGGAGGCCGAGUUCCUGACGAAAAGGCUCGAACGAGCGUACAUGACGGGUUCCUCUCCUUACACUCCUAGCUUUUCGGAUCGGCAGCCGUCAAUAUCUGUACCGCCUAGCCCCUUAAGCAUACCAGACGACGUCCUUCGUGAUCUAUGUAAGCAGGGUAUCAAUGUACGUGAAUGGGACUAUGAGCGAUUGCUCGAUCGCUGGAAGAAUGUGGUGCGCGACGAACGGCGCGCAAGCACUGGACUGAGCGCUCAGCGCAACUUUUCGACCUCGUCGCAGAAUCCACGUAUCGCCAACACAGGUGCGAACCUGUCGGCCAAUGGCGUGGAUUCCACGGCUGCGUCUCGCUCGGCAAGCAUCACAAGUGCUAUGUCUGCGACGGGGCCUACGCGGACAAGCUCAAUGGACUCGACGGCAUUGGACGUCGACGCCGAAGGCGAGGACGAGGAUAUGGACGACGGCAUCGCUCCGGACGCGCACCCGUACACUUCGAAACCGCCUAGCUUGCCUCCACUACCCCCGCAACCUACAACACAGGAUUUGAGUAGCGUGCCGCACAAACAUAAUCAUCACCAUCAUCAGCAUCAGCAUCAAUACACACAACCAAAUCCGCCACCGCCACCGCCUCAACAUCCACAUCUACAUGUAGUAAACGACAAACGCCUGCCUGGAAUCUAUCCUCUUACCCAAACGCACAUGGAUCAGAACUACAAGUGGCCACAUCCUUCAGUUUCCUCAGCGCACCAGCAACCACAGCCGCCCAUGCAACUGCAACCUCAACCUCAGACGCAAUCGCAAUCGCAACAGCCACAGCGUCCGCCACAGCCACAGCCACAGCAUACAUCAGAACAUGCAGCAGGGUCUGUACCACCGACGAACACGACGCAUACAUCAUCGUAUUCGAUACCGCAGCUACCGGACCCGGAGACAAUGAGACGAAUCCCCCCCGGCCCAGAAUCAUGGCAGGCAGAAUUUCAUCAUGCUACAACGCAUUCGAUGGAGGGCCUGCAAGGACCAGCGACUACGGGGUCCGCCGCUGCUCCACCCGCACCAGCAGCUGGGUGAUGCAAUUAGGAUUUUAUAAUAACAUGUGUAUAUUCAUUAUAAUAGAGCAGUAGGGGCAGAGUCCUGAGAUUUAGUGCGCAUCUUUGAGAGCUGGAUCAUGAUCGCAAAAGCAUUAUUACAGCAUGAAGCAACCAGCAUAGAGAUAACGCGGUUAUACGAUUAUACCCAUGAGCAAAGGAAAGGUGCAUAUGUGUAUGAUAUAAGAAGCGAAUAACUGAAAAAUUGAACUUGCU
Messenger RNA from Verruconis gallopava, 3199 nucleotides. RefSeq lists its product as uncharacterized. NCBI's taxonomy places the organism in Eukaryota, Fungi, Ascomycota, Dothideomycetes, Venturiales, Sympoventuriaceae. The record is from RefSeq and is a predicted model, not a curated record. The transcript is spliced from 2 exons. Bases 909 to 2966 code for a protein of 685 amino acids.